AUGCCUGGCAAAGUAAAUGUGACCGGCGCCGGAAUCUUCGGUCUAUCGUUGGCCGUUUCCUUGCGUCAAAGAGGCUAUGACGUCGUUGUAUUCGAUAAGAAUGAUUACGGACUUGAUGAAUACCGCGAUUUCGAAGUCCAAGCUGCUUCAGUCGAUCAAAACAAGAUUUUCCGAGCGUCAUACGGCAAGAAAAUUCAUUACCAGCGUCUGGCCAUGGAAGCUAGGGAGGAGUGGGAGAAGCUCGGACAUGAUCUCUUCGUGCCAUCCGGUAUGCUAAGAGUGCAGCCAACCGAAGAGUUAGGAGCGUUGGAGCUUGAAACAAUCGCGGGUAUGGAGAAAGACGGUCUCAGAGAGAAAAUCUUCGUGAAGGGAGAUAAGCAAGAUGAAGAACGGGCUCAACAGCGGGGCUGGCAUGGAAAACUCCUAUCAUUCCCUAUCCCAGAUGAUUCGUCCAAGGAGUUUGCACAGGUGCUUGAUAUGACCGCAGGUUUCACGAGAUCUAGCGCGGCAUGUCACUACUUUUAUAAACAGGCUCGCGACAUGGGAGUGGAGUUUGUAUUUGGAGGAGAGAAAGGAGCUUUCGAUUCUUUGAUCAAGGCUCAAGUAGGGGACAACAGUUGCAAAAUCAUUGGUCUUAGAACCAAAGAUGGGAUUGAACAUUUAGCGGACAAGACUGUGAUUGCCGCCGGUUCUUUCAGUCAUUCCCUUGUGCCCGAGUUAGCAUAUCACAUCGAGUCAUCCGCCGGUAGUGUUGCUAGGUUCAAGAUAGAUCCUAGCCAAACCGAAUUAUGGGACAAGUAUUCGCCAGAGAAGUUCCCAGUCAUUACGUGGAAGAAAGCGAAGCGAGAUGCCGCCGGGAAAGAUGUUGGCAGCGUCUACGUGUUCCCGCGCACCGAGGAAGGAAUCAUUAAAAUUGGCUACCGAGGAGUGAAAUAUACUCACUUCCGUUCUGCACCAGCCGAAGUUGCGUUCUCUCAGGAUGGACAAUGGUCUACACCGGCUGGACCUGAACUCAAGCCCCCCCCAGUGGCUCUGGAUGCCAUUCGAGAAUUUGUUUCGAUCUUCCUUCCCGAAUUCAAGGACGUUCCGUACUACUCUACUAAGUUCUGCUGGUACACAGAUUCUCUUGACAAUGAGUUUGUGAUUGACUAUGUACCAUUGUAUGCCGAUCAUUCCUUGUUCGUGUGCACCGGGGGUAGUGGUCAUGGUGCCAAAUUCCUGCCAGUUCUGGGAGAGCAUGCUGCGGAUAUCUUCGAAAACAAGGAUAACGCGAAGACACCAUUGAGGGGCUUCUGGAGAUGGCGUGCGGAUGCGCCUCGAAAGAACGGUCUAGAGGAAGGACCUGAGGGACCAAGAAACAUCGCGAAGGGUUCUGUAUCAUUGUAA
Molecule: messenger RNA, 1386 nt
Organism: Kwoniella mangroviensis CBS 8507
Lineage: Eukaryota; Fungi; Basidiomycota; Tremellomycetes; Tremellales; Cryptococcaceae
Exons: 8
Coding region: 1-1386 (461 amino acids)
Molecular function (GO): sarcosine oxidase activity; flavin adenine dinucleotide binding
Source: RefSeq, a predicted model, not a curated record